Molecule: messenger RNA, 911 nt
Organism: Passer domesticus (house sparrow)
Lineage: Eukaryota; Metazoa; Chordata; Aves; Passeriformes; Passeridae
Gene: RFXAP
Product: regulatory factor X associated protein
Exons: 3
Coding region: 148-810 (220 amino acids)
Biological process (GO): regulation of transcription by RNA polymerase II
Cellular component (GO): nucleus
Source: RefSeq, a predicted model, not a curated record
CGCGGGAGCGGCGCGCUCAGCGACCGGCCGGGCCGGGCCGGGCCGGGCACCGCCGCCCUGCAGGGCAGCCCCGCCGCCGCUCCCGCCUCCUCCGCCUCUUCCUCCUCCUCCUCGUCGCCGCCGCAGCAGCAGCUGACGCUGCUCGUGAUGCAGCCGGGCGGCGGCGAGGAGGCGGCGGCCGGGGCGGCGGGGGUGGUGCUGCAGCCGAGCGCCGACCCGCAGCUGCCGCCCUCCGCUAGCGGCGGCCUGAUGGUGUUCUACGAGCUGGGGGCCGCCGGCGAGGUCGAGGUGGGGGAGGAGGAGGUCGAGGCGGCGGGCGGCGAGAGCACGGCCAGCCUGGAGGAGCUGGAGGAGGAGGAGGCGGCGGCGCCGGGGGCCGCGGGCGGCGAGGCGGCGGCGGGCGGCGAGUGCAAGAGCUGCACGUACGAGGGCUGCAGCGAGACCACCACGCAGGUGGUGAAGCAGCGCAAGCCCUGGAUGUGCAAGCGGCACCGCAACAAGAUCUACAAGGACAAGUACAAGCGCAAGAAGAGCGACCAGGCGCUGGGGGGCGGCGCGGCGGCGGCCGCGGGGGGCGGCCCGCGGGCCGAGGAUAGUGUUGAAGGUUCAGUAUCUGUCACAAAGCAGAGAACAGGAUCCAUUGGAGAUCGCCCAGCAAGACCUACUCUUUUAGAACAAGUAUUGAAUAAGAAGAGGCUGUCCCUACUCAGAAGCCCAGAAGUAGUGCAGUUUCUACAGAAACAACAGCAACUGUUAAGUCAACAAGCUUUGGAACAAAGACAGCAACAGUUUCAAGGAGCACCUGGGUAAUGAGGAAAGAACAAUGAUCUGCAGUCUGGUGCUGAAGGAGGGACACAGGAUCUGUAUUUUGUAUAAAUACAAAGGAUGUCAGUGUUUAAACAAAAAUGGAA